Messenger RNA from Linum trigynum, 2589 nucleotides. NCBI's taxonomy places the organism in Eukaryota, Viridiplantae, Streptophyta, Magnoliopsida, Malpighiales, Linaceae. The record is from the annotation of a GenBank genome assembly.
GUUACUAGAUGAUCAUGGAAGCAAGCAUACCAAUCAUGCUACUCCUGAUGAUGUUGCUUGAUUAGCAUUCAACCUGAAACUGAUGGUAGCUAGCCAAACCGAAGUGUGGGCCGUCUGAGUCCACGGAGCCCACAGAUAAAUCGAAGCCCGGCCCAUGCACCUCUCGGCCCAAUUUUCACUUGGGGACUCUUUUUUUUUUUUUUUUGACAAACACUUGGGGACUGAUUGUCGCAAUAUAACACGAUUAGAAGGCUGAAAAGCAAUUUUUCUCUUCCAACCUAAAAAAAAUUGGGGAUCAAGUGCGAGCGAAGGGUUGGAACUUGGAACAGCUACGCUAGGGUUUUCUUCUCUCUUUGCAUCUGCGAUUUCCUCAACUCGCUCGGUAAUUCUCCCGAAAAAUUGCUUGCUCUUUACUGGCUCGCGAAGGUUUCUGUUUAUCUUUCCUUCCGUCACUCCUCAAGCGCGAAGUUGUAGUCUUUUUGAAGUAUCCCGUGUCUGUUUUCCGCGUCGUCUCCCUUUUGCGGGUUUGUCGAAAGGUGAAGUCUUUCUUAGGAAUGUUAGGAUCUUGUAGCUUCCCGUGAGCUUCUGGGGAUAUUUGUGUUGUUUUCUACAUGUUUGGGUUCUGGGAUCUUCAGUAGCAGGCUUGAUUUAACCUUCGUUUCUUCUCUUUUUCGCAGGUUUCAUUUGACGCGAUGUCUCGCGUUUACAUUGGUAAUUUGGAUCCGCGGGUUAGUGAGCGUGAACUGGAGGACGAGUUCCGGAAAUUUGGUGUGAUCAGAAGUGUUUGGGUUGCCCGUCGACCUCCAGGUUAUGCCUUUAUCGAAUUUGAUGACAAAAGGGAUGCUCAAGAUGCUAUUCAUGAGCUAGAUGGUAAAAAUGGCUGGAGAGUUGAGAUGUCUCACAACUCUAGAGGUGGUGGUGGUAGGGGCGGUGAAGGUGGUAGGGGUGGAGGUGGUCGGUUUGGAGGUUCGGAUUUGAAGUGUUACGAGUGUGGGGAGCCUGGUCAUUUUGCGCGCGAAUGUCGCUCGCGUGGUGGAUCAGGAAGGAGACGAAGCCCCAGCCCGAGAUACAGAAGGAGUCCCGUUUAUGGCCGGAGUCCUCGUGGUGGAAGAUCUCCCAGACGCCGUAGUAUUUCACCCCGCCAGCGCAGCUUCAGCAGGUCACCACCACCAUACCGUGGGCGUGAAGAAGCACCACCCUAUGCCAAUGGUAACGGUCUGAGGGACAGGCGCCGGAGCAGGAGUUAGAUAUCUUAAUAUCACAGCUUCAUUGAAGCUUAUUGGCUUAGACGUGCUUAAUGUGUUAGCACUUCACUACUACUGUGUUGAGGGUCUGCUUCUUGGACUUGGAUAAGUUCCCUUCCGACUUAUGUGUAUGUGAAACUAGCUUUAUAUUUUGUUGGUUUUUUAUAUUUUUAAACAUUAUGUAGAGUAGUAGUAGCUCUUUAAGCCGUAUUGUUCCUAGUAUUGGUACUAAACACUUAUGAUUUUCUUUUGUGUUGAGGUUUCAUCUGCGUCUGCUUCAAAUCUUCCGUUGGUUUUCUGCUUCUUCACUUCCGGUUUCAUUCUCUGCCGCACUUCGUUGGUUUUGAUCUUCUUCGCUUCCGGUUUCAUUCUCUGCUGCCCAUCGUCUGUUGCUUUUGUGCUUCUUGGCUUCCGGUUUCAUUCUCUGCUGCCCAUCGUCUGUUGGUUUGUGCUUCUUCGCUUCUGGUUUCAUUCUCUGCUGCCCCUGCAUUAGCGAUCUUCAAUACUGAUUGGUCAGGGUCCGUACUACAUGUCUACUCCUGCCUAUGGUCUAGACACUUCUGUUUGAUUGAAAUCUUCCAGCCAUGGUCUAGAUGCUUCUGUUUGAUAGAAUUCUGCUGCCUAUGAUGUGCCACCCUCAAAUUCGAUCAGGAUUUCUUGUGUUUAACGCAAGAGAGGGCCUCCAUCAAACUCUUCUGGCAGGUACUUACAUUUGCUCCCCGAAGUUGAAAGUUUAGAAAUAUCAAAGGUUUGGUUUUUAGGUAUUAUAGAUAAGAAAAACAAUUUGAUUUUCACAUUUUUCGGACUGCUUAAGUCGUGUUAAAGCAGUUUCUCUUCGGAGAUUUCCUUAAGUAAGGUUUUGGUCCGUGAAAUUAGCAUUUAUCUGGCAUUAUAUUGUACCAUGAAGUCUUCUAAAAAGUCGACACAUUGGGUAUCUUUCUUCAACUUUGAAAGCUUUUAUACCAUAACUUUACAUAUUUAUUGUUUCCUCCAAGGUUUCCUGCAAUAAGAGGCUGUGGAUGAUUUACAAAUAUCUACUUGUUUGAUUGAUAUUGUGUCAAAGUAUUGACAGUUCCAAGUUUGUCUUUGGUGUUGAAGUGGUUCUUCACUCAUGUGCUGAGGACUUUGGACUUUCUCGUCGAAAAGUAUGACAUAUUCGGAUAUUCCAAUGAGAAUCUACUGUGUAGUUAGCUGAUUCGAGAGUCUAUCCAUCUUCAUGUGGCUCAGCAAUCCGAGCCUCGGUUCUUGGCUUUAUAGCAUUUGUUCUGUUCAACGCGUGGGGUUGUGGUUCGCAGUUUUGUCUACCCAGUUAUAUUGUCUCGUCUGCCGACAGUAUUGCUGUGGG